CAAUUUUUCCUUUUCGUUAUGCCCAAAAAAAAAAUAUCAAAUCUUUAGUUUAUAUAUCAAAAGAUCACAAUAAUGUCACAAUCAUCAACACCGAUUCAUCGUCAUCUUCAACUCGGUCUUGAUCUUCUUCUUUCUACCGACAUCUAAUUUAUUUGUCUCAAGAUUCGCCAAAAAAAUCUCUUUGCUUUCUCUUAAGGAAAGAAAAAAAGUUUGCGACUUUGAUUGGUUUCGAUGAAGCUUCGACAAACCCAGUGUUUUGUCUGAAUCCUUUUGGUUUAUUUCCUGAGAGAAUUUGUGUUUUUUACUUGAAGGGUUUGAAAGAAGAAGCAAGAACAUUAAUGGGUUGUGCUGGAUCGACACAGUCUCAAGCAGAUGGGUCAGUGAAGAAAAUUAGGAAGCCGAAACCGUGGAAGCAUACCCAACCGAUCACGAAAGCUGAGCUUAUGAAACUUAGAGAAGAGUUUUGGGACACUGCUCCUCACUAUGGCGGUAGAAAAGAGAUAUGGGACGCACUUCGCGCAGCUGCAGAAGCUGAUAUAUCUCUUGCACAAGCAAUUGUGGACAGUGCAGGAGUCAUUGUUCAGAACACAGAUCUCACAGUCUGCUAUGACGAGAGAGGUGCUAAGUAUGAGCUACCUAAGUAUGUUCUAAGCGAGCCUACCAACUUGGAGGAAGAAAAUUGAUUUAAGAUCAAGAAUAUUCGAAAAGACAAAAAAGAAAAGAACCAAAUGUAAAUCUUGUGUGUAAGUAGUUACAUUAGGAUUCUCUGCUUUUGUCUAUUUUAACACUUAUUAAAAAAGAUUGAUUCCCACAUCUCUCUCUCUCUCUCUCUCUCUGACUUGUACUUAAGAACUCAGAUUGUUUCUGAAAUGCUAAGAACAGUUUUUUGGGUUUCCUU
Arabidopsis lyrata subsp. lyrata is the source of this 898-nucleotide messenger RNA. RefSeq names its product ubiquitin domain-containing protein 1. Lineage: Eukaryota; Viridiplantae; Streptophyta; Magnoliopsida; Brassicales; Brassicaceae. The transcript has 4 exons. The record is from RefSeq and is a predicted model, not a curated record. The coding region runs from base 339 to 683 and encodes 114 amino acids.